This is a messenger RNA of Pongo pygmaeus (Bornean orangutan), 3589 nucleotides long. It is a transcript of the gene LMNA, whose product is annotated as lamin A/C. The transcript has 14 exons. Lineage: Eukaryota; Metazoa; Chordata; Mammalia; Primates; Hominidae. Gene Ontology annotation, biological process: nuclear envelope organization; nuclear pore localization; protein localization to nuclear envelope. Gene Ontology annotation, cellular component: nuclear envelope; nuclear lamina. Bases 625 to 2619 code for a protein of 664 amino acids. Gene Ontology annotation, molecular function: structural constituent of cytoskeleton. The record is from RefSeq and is a predicted model, not a curated record.
CCGGCCGCGGGGAGAGGUUCUCGGCAGAGAAGACAAAGCCCGCAGCAGCGAUGGGGGGAGAGCUGGGCUCUGCGCGUUGUGGGGGCCAGGAAAGGGUGCCAGGCUGGGGCUGGAACCCCCUGGCAAAGGAUGGGGUCCCCUCAUCCCUAAACAGCAAGCCAUCUCCCCUCGCCCGCCCCCCGCCCCCCCAGUCUCGGAGAUCUCAGAGGCACCGACUGGGAGGAAACACAUCUUCCACCUCUAAACCUUAGCUCCACCAAGCUCCAAGGGGAGAGAAAAGAAGGCAUAUGGGAAUGUUUUGCUGGACCCCAUACUGCACUCCCAGGCCAGGAAGCUCUGCAUCAGGAAGCCAGCGCCAUUUUCACCUCCUCUGGGAGGAGGACCUAUUAGAGCCUUUGCCCCGGCGUCGGUGACUCAGUGUUCGCGGGAGCGCCGCACCUACACCAGCCAACCCAGAUCCCGAGGUCCGACAGCGCCCGGCCCAGAUCCCCACGCCGGCCAGGAGCAAGCCGAGAGCCAACCGGCCGGCGCACUCCGACUCCGAGCAGUCUCUGUCCUUCGGCCCGAGCCCCGCGCCCUUUCCGGGACCCCUGCCCCGCGGGCAGCGCUGCCACCCUGCCGGCCAUGGAGACCCCGUCCCAGCGGCGCGCCACCCGCAGCGGGGCGCAGGCCAGCUCCACUCCGCUGUCGCCCACCCGCAUCACCCGGCUGCAGGAGAAGGAGGACCUGCAGGAGCUCAAUGAUCGCUUGGCGGUCUACAUCGACCGUGUGCGCUCGCUGGAAACGGAGAACGCAGGGCUGCGCCUUCGCAUCACCGAGUCUGAAGAGGUGGUCAGCCGCGAGGUGUCCGGCAUCAAGGCCGCCUACGAGGCCGAGCUCGGGGAUGCCCGCAAGACCCUCGACUCAGUAGCCAAGGAGCGCGCCCGCCUGCAGCUGGAGCUGAGCAAAGUGCGUGAGGAGUUUAAGGAGCUGAAAGCUCGCAAUACCAAGAAGGAGGGUGACCUGAUAGCUGCUCAGGCUCGGCUGAAGGACCUGGAGGCUCUGCUCAACUCCAAGGAGGCCGCACUGAGCACUGCUCUCAGUGAGAAGCGCACGCUGGAGGGAGAGCUGCACGAUCUGCGGGGCCAGGUGGCCAAGCUUGAGGCAGCCCUGGGUGAGGCCAAGAAGCAACUUCAGGAUGAGAUGCUGCGGCGGGUGGAUGCUGAGAACAGGCUGCAGACCAUGAAGGAGGAACUGGACUUCCAGAAGAACAUCUACAGCGAGGAGCUGCGUGAGACCAAGCGCCGUCAUGAGACCCGACUGGUGGAGAUUGACAAUGGGAAGCAGCGUGAGUUUGAGAGCCGGCUGGCGGAUGCCCUGCAGGAACUGCGGGCCCAGCAUGAGGACCAGGUGGAGCAGUAUAAGAAGGAGCUGGAGAAGACUUAUUCUGCCAAGCUGGACAAUGCCAGGCAGUCUGCUGAGAGGAACAGCAACCUGGUGGGGGCCGCCCACGAGGAGCUGCAGCAGUCGCGCAUCCGCAUCGACAGCCUCUCCGCCCAGCUCAGCCAGCUCCAGAAGCAGCUGGCAGCCAAGGAGGCGAAGCUUCGAGACCUGGAGGACUCACUGGCCCGUGAGCGGGACACCAGCCGGCGGCUGCUAGCGGAAAAGGAGCGGGAGAUGGCCGAGAUGCGGGCAAGGAUGCAGCAGCAGCUGGACGAGUACCAGGAGCUUCUGGACAUCAAGCUAGCCCUGGACAUGGAGAUCCACGCCUACCGCAAGCUCCUGGAGGGCGAGGAGGAGAGGCUACGCCUGUCCCCCAGCCCCACCUCGCAGCGCAGCCGUGGCCGUGCUUCCUCCCACUCAUCCCAGACACAGAGUGGGGGCAGCGUCACCAAAAAGCGCAAGCUGGAGUCCACCGAGAGCCGCAGCAGCUUCUCACAGCACGCACGCACUAGCGGGCGUGUGGCCGUGGAGGAGGUGGACGAGGAGGGCAAGUUUGUCCGGCUGCGCAACAAGUCCAAUGAGGACCAGUCCAUGGGCAAUUGGCAGAUCAAGCGCCAGAAUGGAGAUGAUCCCUUGCUGACUUACCGCUUCCCACCAAAGUUCACCCUGAAGGCUGGGCAGGUGGUGACGAUCUGGGCUGCAGGAGCUGGGGCCACCCAUAGCCCCCCUACUGACCUGGUGUGGAAGGCACAGAACACCUGGGGCUGCGGGAACAGCCUGCGCACGGCUCUCAUCAACUCCACUGGGGAAGAGGUGGCCAUGCGCAAGCUGGUGCGCUCAGUGACUGUGGUUGAGGACGACGAGGAUGAGGAUGGAGAUGACCUGCUCCAUCACCACCACGGCUCCCACUGCAGCAGCUCGGGGGACCCCGCUGAGUACAACCUGCGCUCGCGCACCGUGCUGUGCGGGACCUGCGGGCAGCCUGCCGACAAGGCAUCUGCCAGCGGCUCAGGAGCCCAUGUGGGCGGACCCAUCUCCUCUGGCUCUUCUGCCUCCAGUGUCACGGUCACUCGCAGCUACCGCAGUGUGGGGGGCAGUGGGGGUGGCAGCUUCGGGGACAAUCUGGUCACCCGCUCCUACCUCCUGGGCAACUCCAGUCCCCGAACCCAGAGCCCCCAGAACUGCAGCAUCAUGUAAUCUGGGACCUGCCAGGCAGGGGUGGGGGUGGAGGCCUCCUGCGUCCUCCUCACCUUAUGCCCACCCCCUGCCCUGCACCUCAUGGGAGGGGGCUUGAAGCCAAAGAAAAAUAACCCUUUGGUUUUUUUCUUCUGUAUUUUUUUUUCUAAGAGAAGUUAUUUUCUACAGUGGUUUUAUACUGAAGGAAAAACACAAGCAAAAAAAAAAAAAAAAGCAUCUAUCUCAAUCCUAAUUUCUCCUCCCUUCCUUUUCCCUGCUUCCGGGAAACUCCACAUCUGCCUUAAAACCAAAGAGGGCUUCCUCUAGAAGCCAAGGGAAAGGGGUGCUUUUAUACAGGCUAGCUUCUGCUUUUCUGCCCUGGCUGCUGCCCCCACCCCGGGGACCCCGUGACAUGGUGCCUGAGAGGCAGGCAUGGAGGCUUCUCCGCCAGCCUCCUCUGGACGGCAGGCUCACUGCCAGGCCAGCCUCCGAGAGGGAGAGAGAGAAAGAGAGAAGACGGCUUGAGCCGGGCCCCUGGGCUUGGCCUGCCGUGAUUCCACUACACCUGGCUGAGGUUCCUCUGCCUGCCCCGCCCCCAGUCCCCACCCCUGCCCCCAGCCCCGGGGUGAGUCCAUUCUCCCAGGUACCAGCUGCGCUUGCUUUUCUGUAUUUUAUUUAGACAAGAGAUGGGAAUGAGGUGGGAGGUAGAAGAAGGGAGAAGAAAGGUGAGUUUGAGCUGCCUUCCCUAGCUUUAGACCCUGGGUGGGCUCUGUGCAGUCACUGGAGGUUGAAGCCAAGUGGGGUGCUGGGAGGAGGGAGAGGGAGGUCACUGGAAAGGGGAGAGCCUGCUGGCACCCACCGUGGAGGAGGAAGGCAAGAGGGGGUGGAGGGGUGUGGCAGUGGUUUUGGCAAACACUAAAGAACCCUUGCCUCCCCGUUUCCCAUCUGCACCCCUUCUCUCCUCCCCAAAUCAAUACACUAGUUGUUUCUA